Messenger RNA from Symbiodinium sp. CCMP2592, 1200 nucleotides. The record is from the annotation of a GenBank genome assembly. Lineage: Eukaryota; Dinophyceae; Suessiales; Symbiodiniaceae.
AUGCGGUGUCCGAGAGUUGCCUUCGCGGGCCUUCGCCGGCGGACCUUGGAGGUCGGCAGGGCGUCAUCGUCAGCGCCUGGCUUGGCCUGGGUACCGCCGCGCUCUGAUCACCGGGUGUCGCAGCAAGCUGAGGUCGAGGAAGGCUCUCGCCCCUCGCACCGCCAAGCGCAGGAAGGCCGUAGAUCUCAGGGCCGCAGCCGGCAGCUGACGGAGCAGGUGGAGAACCUGGCCACGGCGCUGUUGCCGGCAAAGGAGCAAGAGGUGCUCCGUGAUGAGAUGGUGCAGGAACUUCGACGACGUGUACAGGUUGAGAUGCCUGGUUCCGAUCUUGUGACAUUCGGUUCCGCUGCUACAGGUCUCUGGUUGCCUGGUCGUGAUGUUGACCUCAGCUUGAAGAUGCCUGGACUUCAUACUGGCCGCACGGAGACAAAGCAAGCUCUUCACCGGGUGGCAUCCAUUAUCUAUGCGUUUUCGGGAGACAAGCCCGAGAACCGACUUGCGGCCAAAGUGCCGCUGCUUCGUUGGAUGCCAAGCCGUGUGGCUUCCCAGGAGACGCUGCCUUGCUUUGACAUUACCGUGAACAACCUGCUGGCAGUGGAGAACUCAAGGCUGGUGAGUGCGUACUUGCUUGCGGAGCCCCUGCUGCGACAGAUGCUUGUUGUCGUGAAGACCUGGGCUUCUGAGCGUGGGAUCAACGAUCGAAGCCGAGGAACACUGUCUUCGUUUGCCCUCACCCUGAUGGCGGUUCACCUCUUGCAGAGGAGGAGGGUGCUACCAUCACUGCAAGACCUCGCCAUUCUGAACGGUGACCCGCGCCACACCGUCAUGGAUGCCGACUGCAGGUUCUCAUCGAACACAGAACUCAUUGAGAGAGAAAAGUCCAAGCUGGCAUCUCUCAGAACAUCGUCAAACGAAAGCCUGGGAACUUGGUUGAUGGAUUUUUUCCGGUAUUACGGGGUCGAGUACAAAGGUGGUGUGAUUGCCAUUCGAAGCGGUGCGUCCGCUGCCGUAUGGCGAUCUGCCAGCUACUCUGGGCAGUUCUACUUCGUGGACAACCCUUUCGAGCCAGGCAAAGACGUGGCAAACGUGGAGCUGGGACAGUUGGUGCGUUUGAGAGAGGAGUUCCGAGCAGCACAUGCCCAGCUGCGCCGUGGAACGUCAGCGAAGGAGCUGUGCUUCGGACAUGAGCUCGAUGACUGA